AAAAAAGAUAUGUUUUAAAUUUUGUAAAGAUAUUUGUACUAUAGAAAAUAAAAUUUUCGUACAUUUUUGAGACCUUAUGAAAUUAAAACCCUUUCGAAAUUUUUUCACUUAUGCAGAUAGAAUUCAUCUUAUAAAAUAGUAUCAAAAGAAAGCUAUUUUGUAAAGUAAUAUAGAAGUGGACAAGGUUUAGAAGUCCCAUUUUGCAACCCCAUCAAAGCUUAAUGUUCAUACUUGAGGAAGUGUAAUAAGACAUUAGUAAGUACUCUAGUUAGCAAGUAAAACAUUAGUUGCAUUCUCCUUUGAAGAAUUAUGGAGUUUUUGACUAUGUUAGGUAUAGGGAAAAAUGUGGAAGGGAUAGAAAAUAAGUUUAAAAAAUUGUGGUAGAUCCUUAUUAUUUAUUCUUCUCAGUGUAUAUUUUCAUGUUCCUUCUGCAUCUACACUGAGAUGCCUACAAUAAAAUCUUAAUAUAAUUGUUUCUAUAUUUUAUAUUACAUAUGUUGGCAUCAUUGUAUGUUAAAAGUGAAUACUGUAUAACUGACUUUGCUGGGAUGGUAUUGUAAUAGUAAAUUAUCUUAGGAAAAUAUGAUAACUUGGAAGCAAAGGGAGACUAUUUUGCAACAAGAUGAGUGAUUUUUAUUGUUAUUAUUACUUGUUUAUUUUAUUAAUUGUUUGUGAACUGCUGUACUUUGCGGUUUUUUUGUUCCAAUCAGUAACUGGAGUUGUUGGUUUGGUACAACCCACUCGAUUUUGGGAAAUUGACAUUGCUUUUAAUUGAAUUUUAAUCUUAUUUGAAUUUUCCUUUUGGGAAAUUAGAAUUAUAACAAAACUAACAAUUUACAGAAUCCAUUAUUUAGGCAUAUUGGUACAUUGUACUUAACAGUUUCCAUGUAAUACAUAUUAUGAAAUUAUGUUAUAUGGGAAGAGAUGCUUACCUGUUAUUGUACACAUAUAGAAAAUUAAGUGUCGGGAUGUCAUGAAUACACUGAAAUGUUAGACAAUUGCAUGAAUUAUUCAAAGUCUUUGUCUUCCAAUAUUUUAGUGUUUUGAAUGUUUGUUAAUUUAAGUUAUUUUGUCUUGUGUAAUAGGUUUAUAAAAUGGUAUUUAAACGGAAGAGGGGGGCUGCUGCAGACAAAAAGGAUGCAGCAGAGAUAAAGAAGAAGGAUCCGAAGGAAGCUUGGCCGAAGUACUACCAAGCCAAUUUCUAUGCUUAUGCUGAUGCACACAAAGAGAAACCUAAAGCAGAUGUGCUUCGUAGUUUUAAGGAGCAAUUCAAGCUUCUUAGCGAUGAAGAGAUUGAGAAUUGGGCUGCAUACGAAGUCGAGGCUUCCCCCUCCAAGGUUGGUGGUAGAGGGAAAGGGAAGAAGGUGAAGGAGACAUUAUCUGUUGAGCCAGGGAUUGACAACAACGAAGGUGUGGGGGACGUUCAAGUUUCUGGUCGUUGCUCAUUCGAGCGUUUGGGGAGAAUAGUCCCACUGCUCAACGAGGCUCAAAAAGAAAUGGUGAGAAAUGCCGGUUUCUCAACAUUUUUAAGGGAGGAUGCCCCGUACAUAGACGCUAAGAUAGUUAGUUGGCUGAUCGAUCACGUGGAUCCAACCACUUCUACCGGAGAUAUUUGGAAGAACAAUCCAACUAUCCUCCAAGCUGUUUGA
Messenger RNA from Cannabis sativa, 1649 nucleotides. RefSeq lists its product as uncharacterized. The record is from RefSeq and is a predicted model, not a curated record. The coding region runs from base 1095 to 1649 and encodes 184 amino acids. The transcript has 3 exons. NCBI's taxonomy places the organism in Eukaryota, Viridiplantae, Streptophyta, Magnoliopsida, Rosales, Cannabaceae.